Messenger RNA from Malurus melanocephalus (red-backed fairy wren), 1452 nucleotides. It is a transcript of the gene EPM2A, whose product is annotated as EPM2A glucan phosphatase, laforin. Lineage: Eukaryota; Metazoa; Chordata; Aves; Passeriformes; Maluridae. The transcript is spliced from 4 exons. Gene Ontology annotation, cellular component: nucleus; cytoplasm. Gene Ontology annotation, molecular function: protein tyrosine phosphatase activity; starch binding; protein tyrosine/serine/threonine phosphatase activity. The record is from RefSeq and is a predicted model, not a curated record. The coding region runs from base 305 to 1027 and encodes 240 amino acids. Gene Ontology annotation, biological process: protein dephosphorylation.
GUCGCCGCCCCUCGCACCCCCGGCACCGCCCGUCCACAAGGACGUGCCCACCCCGCCGGGAGGGGCGGAGCGGCGGUGCGGGCKCUUCUCCCUGGGGGUGGCUUUGGCCGCCGCUCGCUCCCGCGGCUCCGCCUGGUUCCUGCCGGGGUCGGGAGGGUGUCCCGGCRGCUGGGCCGGAGCCUGAGCCCAUGGGUGCUCCAAAGGGGUGGCCUGAGCUGUGCUCGCAGGCACAGCCGUCCAGCUGGCGCGGCGUGAGUUCUGGCUAACAAAAAACGUUUUUUAACCGUGUGAUGGAGGCGAGGGAAUGCAGGAGGAAGCUGCCUUUCUAGGCAGUGGACCCCACCAUGAUCGAAGUUGUGUUUACAACCAGAGCAACAUAGUGGAUGGAGUUUACUGCCUCCCAAUAGCCCACUGGAUUGAAGUCUCUGGACAUACUGAUGAGAUGAAACAUACAACCGAUUUCUAUUUUAAUAUUGCAGGACAUCAAGCUAUCCAUUACUCCAGGAUUCUGCCAAACAUCUGGCUGGGAAGUUGUCCUCGGCAGCUGGAGCACGUGACCAUCAAGCUGAAGCAUGAACUGGGUGUUACGGCUGUGAUGAACUUCCAGACUGAAUCUGACAUUGUUCAGAAUUCCUGGGGCUGCAACCGCUACCCAGAACCCAUGAGCCCUGAAACCCUCAUGAGGCUGUAUAAGGAAGAAGGUCUUGCCUAUGUCUGGCUGCCAACUGCAGAUAUGAGCACUGAAGGAAGGAUACAGAUGUUGCCACAAGCUGUGUGCCUCCUGCACGGGCUGCUGGAGAAUGGACACACGGUCUAUGUCCACUGCAAUGCYGGCGUUGGCAGGUCCACGGCAGCUGUCAGUGGCUGGCUCAGGUAYGUGAUGGGCUGGAGCCUGAGGAAGGUGCAGUACUUCUUGGCUUCCCGGAGACCAGCUGUCUACAUCGACGAGGAGGCUCUGAAUCGUGCUGAAGAUGAUUUCUACCUGAAAUUUGGGCACCUUCGUCCCUCAUACCAAAUACAAGAGUAGAAAAGGAGAAGAGGAAAAGGAAGGCGAAGAGGAUCCUUACAUUUAACUCCAAGGACUUAGAAAUUGUUACUCAGGCACCCACCUCACCUGUUCAGAUUAUAAGCUUCUUGUAAAAGUGAUGAGAAUUUUGUUUUAAAAGUGCCUUUGAGUGUUUUUUGCUUUCUUUAAGCUGACGUGAUUCAUGUUUUCAAGCCUCUUGGUGCAAUUACGAGACCUAGAAACUCUGCAAAGUGAAACAAGAUUUUCUUUUAACUACUUACCUAUAGGAACUGAGAUUUUAGAGCAGACACUAAACAAGAGGUGAGGUAAAAUAGGGUUGUAAUAUUUCAGUGACAAGAAAGCAAAGGCAUUCUUGAAAAAAAAUGUACAAAUGUUGACUGGAUGAUGGUUCAGGUUAGGGUGGGGCAGAUCUGCAUCAAAGCUGA